GAGAGCCAAUCAUAGCGCAGGAGGCGAAGUUUACUUGAAUACGGGUGGAAAGAAAUAACGCAGCAGAGACAGUUCCCCGACUUUUUCCUGGUAGUUGAGGUUAUUGCCAUCCAGCCUGAUGGAGCAUGUCCAAGGGACCUGGAAAACCCUGAGUAAUGGGUUUGGAUUCAGAGACUCAGUAUUUGAGGAUACCUGCAUGUCUCCUACUAUAACCAAAAGCUUUCCAUAUCGCAGACGCUCAUCGGAUGAUGAAAAAAUCACAAACCCGUCCAAAGCCAACACGAUUCGUGUUUUUCUGCCAAAUCAGCAGCGCACUGUGGUGAAUGUACGACCAGGCAUGACCCUGCAUAGCUGCCUCAUCAAAGCCCUUAAAGUUCGAGGCCUCCAGCCUGAGUGCUGUGCCGUGUUCAGGCUUCAUCCCGACCAGCCUAGAAACAAAAAAUCCCGUAUGGACUGGAACACUGAUGCUACCUCACUCAUCGGGGAAGAGCUGCUGGUGGAAGUCUUGGAUCACGUACCGCUCACGACGCACAAUUUUGUACGAAAGACGUUUCUGAAGCUGGCCUUCUGCGACAUUUGCCAGAAGUUUCUUUUACAUGGCUUUCGAUGUCAGACGUGUGGAUACAAAUUCCAUGAGCACUGCAGCACCAAAGUCCCCACCAUGUGUGUUGACUGGAGCAACAUUCGACAGCUCCUUUUGUUUCCCACACCUGGAGAAAGUGGAGCUCCAUCUCUACCACCUCUUUCAUCUCGGAGGAUGCGAGACUCUUUAUCCCGACUUCCUGCCAGCGCUUAUCACAGACACUCUACACCUCACGCCUUUAACUACAUUGCGCCCUUGCCACCCUCCAGCGGUUCUCUCUCCCAGAAACAGCGCUCCACGUCCACACCCAACGUCCACAUGGUCAGCAGCCAGCCUGCGGGCGGGGCUUCAUACGAGCAUGCCUUAAAAAGUCAGGACUCGGGAAGACCUCCUAAUCUCAGUCCCACAGGAUGGUCUCAGACCAAAAAUCCAGGCCUUGUUCACAGAGAAAAGACUUCAUCUAAUACUCAGGAGAAAAACAGAAUCCGGCCCAGGGAGAAGCGAGACUCUAGCUACUACUGGGAGAUCGAUGCCAGCGAGGUGGUUCUGCACUCCUGCAUCGGAUCAGGGACAUUCGGGACAGUUUACAAGGGGAAAUGGCACGGUGAUGUUGCUGUGAAGAUUUUAAAGGUCAAAGAUCCUACACCAGAGCAGUUUCAGGCCUUUCGCAAUGAGGUGGCAGUUUUAAGAAAGACUCGGCACGUCAAUAUCUUGCUAUUCAUGGGCUACAUGACCCAAGAAAACCUGGCCAUCGUGACCCAGUGGUGUGAUGGAAGCAGCCUCUAUAAACACCUGCAUGUCCAGGACACCAAACUGCAGCUGUUCCAGCUGAUCGACAUCGCCAGGCAAACCGCUCAGGGCAUAGACUAUUUGCAUGCAAAGAACAUAAUCCACCGGGACAUGAAGUCACAAAACAUUUUCCUCCACGAAGGCUUAACAGUGAAGAUCGGAGACUUUGGUUUGGCCACCGUGAAGACACGGUGGAGCGGCUCGAAUCCAGUAGAGAAGCUGUCGGGAUCCAUUCUUUGGAUGGCUCCUGAGGUGAUCAGGAUGCAGGACAGUAAUCCAUACAGUUUCCAGUCGGACGUCUACUCCUACGGUAUUGUGCUUUAUGAGUUGAUGACCGGCGAGCUCCCAUAUUGUAGAAUUUCAGGAGACCAGAUCAUUUACAUGGUAGGAAAAGGUUACUUGUCUCCAGACCUAAGCAAGCUGUAUAAGAACUGCCCCAAAGCGAUGAAGAGGCUCGUCGCCGACUGCAUUAAGAAGUCGAAAGAUGACAGGCCGCUGUUUCCUCAAAUUCUGGCCUCUAUAGAGCUGCUUCAACACUCGCUGCCCAAAAUCAACCGCAGCGCGUCUGAGCCGUCGCUUCACAGAGCCGCUCACACGGACGACAUCAGCAUUUGCACUCUGACCUCCAGCAGGCUUCCAGUCUUCUAAUAUGGCUGCUUGCUCACAACCAGCCAUCCCCAACCCACCCCCCACCCCCCUUCUGCUAGACCUGGAGCACUUCAAUCACAUUAACGUUAUUUAAAUUAUUUGUCAGAACGAAGCACAAGAGUAGAAAAGGCAGAGCAGAGGCUCUCAUGGGUUCGGAUGAAGAGAAGAUUCUGGCUUUGCCACUGAUAAAAGUUUGGCUUUUAUAGCUUUCUCGGUUUUUGUGUAUUUGAGUCAUCAUAAUUUGACUGUGUUCCUUUCCCAGUAGUCAAAGGUCAGUUGAGUAAAACACACACCCAUAGAGCACUUUUUUAUUAUUAUUACACUUCAUCUAUUCUGGCGUGAUGAGGAAUACAGCAUAGCAUUAACUACACCAUUAAUAAACUAUUUAACUACGUAACUUGGCAGAUGCGUCAUCGUAAACAUUGGGUCAACCAAAAUGAGAUUGCUGCUGUGAGUUGCUACUCUCAAUACACCAAAAAGAGCGGUGGUUUUCUUUUUCUUUUCUUUUCUUUUGCCCAAUUAAAAAAAAAUCUGCAGAAUGAUGGACAGUUCAGAUAUUUUGGAGUCACUGAUAUUAGCUCCGCCCCCCUCUCACAUUCAGCUAGCGCUCUCGGCACGGCUCGAAAGAUUCUGCGCCUACGCUUUCCGUCAAGGAAUGAUUUGCGUUCGUUGAAAUGAAAUAAAAUCAAAGUAAGUUAGAGUGAACAGGAAUAUAGUUGACAUCAGUUAACUGGAUUUAUUUAGAUGUAAAAUAUUGAGCUGGUCAAAAAUGGCGCUUUUCAAAAUUUGACACAUUACAAAUAAUCGUAGUUAGCUCUCCCAGGCAGGACACUAGAAAUAAUUUUACAUCUUACCAGCUGCUGCAUGUAACGUUUUCCUACAACAGAUAGAAAGAAAGUGUGCAUGUAAAAAUGCAGCACUGCACAUGACCCAUCUUCAGGGGUGCAACUUUAUAUCCAAGCACGAGUAUUAUCCGAUACUCAAAACUGAUCCGAUACUAACGUCCUUUUAGGGGUCGAGGCCUGCGGGUGGGAUUUAAGACCUGUAUCCUUACAUGCAUCUGUGUUGGGUUCAUUAAAAUAAUACACAUUCAUGGCAUGAAACGCAUCAAUCGCCUCUACUAAUCCAGUGUUUCAGGUCUACAUUGGACCAGAUUUCCAUUCAGUAUUGGGAUCCAUGUGUUCCUUUUACAAAUCCAUCUGUCCUCCUUCAUUCAAACUAGUCUUCUCUGUUGAUUUGUCCAUUUUUUUUUAAUGACUUUUAAAACCUAGUGAGGUGGUGGUUGUUUGCUAGAGCUGAGCUCUUGAUGAAGACUUUUUGAUAUUUUAAAGACAAAACCCGAACCACGAUGUUUCCUAAUGAUCCACUUCAUGCUCAAGAGACUCUUCACAUAUGAGACAUCGUGGAAAGUUUUUCCCCCUAUGUAACUAACUGUAUAUUUUUCCAGUGGCUUUUAUCACUUGAACCGUCUCGCAAAGUUAGACGUACGAUUCAAUUUUUUUUUUGUUUGUUUGUUUUAAAACCUCUUUAUCAGUUAUUUCCCCCUUUUUUUUAAUGUGUUGUCUUUUUAGGGUUGUAUAUAACUUUAGGAAUUGAUAAUGAGAGCAUAUCACUGAUGAUUAUUGAGAUUUUAAGGCGUUUCCCUUUCUAUAUUUUGACCUGAUGUUCUUUAGUGACGUCCGACUUGUGCACUUGAAAGACUGUUCAUGCUUUGUAUUUUAAUAAAAGUACGAUAAAGACA
This is a messenger RNA of Hemibagrus wyckioides, 3761 nucleotides long. It is a transcript of the gene raf1b, whose product is annotated as Raf-1 proto-oncogene, serine/threonine kinase b. Lineage: Eukaryota; Metazoa; Chordata; Actinopteri; Siluriformes; Bagridae. Bases 119 to 2020 code for a protein of 633 amino acids. The transcript is spliced from 17 exons. The record is from RefSeq and is a predicted model, not a curated record. Gene Ontology annotation, cellular component: plasma membrane; mitochondrion; cytosol. Gene Ontology annotation, molecular function: protein kinase activity; ATP binding. Gene Ontology annotation, biological process: protein phosphorylation; signal transduction.